Lathyrus oleraceus (garden pea) is the source of this 1836-nucleotide messenger RNA. RefSeq lists its product as uncharacterized. Gene Ontology annotation, molecular function: DNA endonuclease activity. Bases 670 to 1443 code for a protein of 257 amino acids. The record is from RefSeq and is a predicted model, not a curated record. NCBI's taxonomy places the organism in Eukaryota, Viridiplantae, Streptophyta, Magnoliopsida, Fabales, Fabaceae. The transcript has 13 exons. Gene Ontology annotation, cellular component: nuclear replication fork. Gene Ontology annotation, biological process: replication fork processing; DNA repair.
AGUCCGCUUGGCGGACUCUAUGGAAUUUUCUGUUUCGGACCAAAAAUUACGCGACAGCUUAUUUCCCUCUUUCCUUUUCCCUCGUCAUUUUUCACUCUCCCUCCAUUUCAUUUCACAAAACGAAAACCCUAAUUCCAUGCUAAUUCGUGAAUCCCUUUUUUCCCUAUUUCGUGAACCGAUUCGUGAAUCCCUAAUCCGUGAAUCCAUUGAAGAAUCCCUAAUUCCCUAAUUCAAAAUCCCUCGUUAAAGGGUUUCUGAAUCAUCAAAGGUUUUCCAGAACUAUCGGCUUUGUGGAUGCUGGAAUCAACUUUUCUUUGCAAGUUUUCAAGAAUGCUCAUCUUACUUAGUGGAGGCAGUAAGCAGUUGUUGAAUGCAAGUUAGUUUGGAACCGAAGCACUAUAUCAUCCGGGAUUUUGCAAAGACAACUCUUUCUCAAGUUGCAACUGCUACACCAGCUGACACAGCAGCCAAAGCUAAAACCUGCAUCAUUGCAUUCCAAUGCAUGAUUAGUACAUAAACAAUAAAGGGUUGGAUGGAGUAGUUCUUUUUUUAGAUACAUGAAAUGUUUUAUAAAAGAGAGAGACACACAACUAUAGGGGGACAUCGAUUUUCCAGGGAGUUUUUGGACUUUAUCAAGGGGCAAGUAAUCAUGAAGAAUUGCACAAUUUGAUGAAGGCCACAUCGAUGAUUCGAAGGCUUAAAAAUGAUGUUCUUUCUGAACUUCCUGUUAAGCGUAGGCAACAAGUCUUCCUAGACUUGGCCGACAAGGACAUGAAGCAAAUUAAUAUUCUUUUUCGCGAGUUGGAGAGGGUAAAACUCAAAGUUAAGGCAGCUAGCUCACAAGAGGAGGUUGAAUCACUCAAGUUUGCUGAAAAGAAUCUUAUUAACAAGAUUUAUACUGAUUCUGCCGAAGCCAAGAUUCCAGCUGUUCUUGAUUAUCUUGGAACUGUAAUCGAGAAAAAAAAGGUUGGUUGUAUCCGGAUUGAUGGAGGUACACCUUCUGGAUCAAGGCAACAGUUGGUUACAGAGUUUCAGGAAAAAGAUUCUAUCAAGGCAGCAGUGCUAUCUAUCAAAGCUGGAGGUGUCGGGUUAACAUUGACUGCUGCCAGCACCGUCCUCUUUGCAGAAUUGUCUUGGACUCCUGGUGAUCUAAUUCAGGCCGAAGACCGUGUUCAUAGAAUUGGACAGGUGUCUUCAGUAAAUAUAUACUACUUGCUUGCAAAUGACACAGUUGAUGAUAUCAUGUGGGACGUAGUGCAAAGCAAACUGGACAAUUUAGGACAGAUGCUUGAUGGUCAUGAGAACACCUUAAAGGUCUCAGAUGAUCAACCGCCAUCGAGAAGCCCUACAAAGCAGAAAACUCUUGAUCAUUUCGUCAGGAGAUGUGACAACAACACGAGUGGAUUGGAACAUCAGUCAUCCCCCAAACGUCCCCGGUACUGACCCAUAAGUUCUGUGAAAUGGUUCUCAUAGUGGAAUAUGAUCGCAUGUUGACACUGAUACUCGCUCAGUGGGAAAGACAUAUGAAGUAGUAGCUAAAAUAGGCGGUCAGCACAGCUGGACUUGCAAGUAGCAACUCUAAACGAUGCUGCUGGUAUGACAAUGGCUAUGAAGUCUUAGCCAACAGAUUUUGGUUGUAUGGCUUAACAACUUGUCCCCCCUAUAGUUGUGUGUGGGACUUGUACAUAGUACUAUCUCUGGUCCUAUUUAUAAUCGAUGUAUCUAGACUGUAUAAUGCAACCCGACUCUAAACAUCUUUAUUGUCCUUUUUUGUUGACUUUAGAGUCGGUGUAUGCAAGGCUAAAUAUUAUUAUAGACUUUUCUAUGUUGACUUUA